AUGCCGCGGGGCCCUGAGGUCCCGGUUCAGGUAUGGGUGGGAGGCCAGCUCUUCCAAGCUGACCAGGCACUGCUGGUGGAGCACUGUGGCUUCUUCCGCGGCCUCUUCCGCUCCGGCAUGCGGGAGGCUCGCGCUGCAGAGGUGCGCCUGGGCGCGCUGAGCGCGGGUGGCUUCCGCACCACGCUGGAGGUGCUGCGAGGCCAGCGGCCGGCACUGGCGGCCGACGAUGAGCUGCUGCAGGCGGUGGAGUGCGCCGCCUUCCUGCAGGCGCCGGAGCUGGCGCGCUUUCUGGAGCACAGCCUCACGUCGGACAACUGUGCGUUGCUGUGCGACGCCGCCGCCGCCUUUGGCCUGAGAGACUUGUUCCACAGCGCUGCGCUCUUCAUUCGCGAUGGCGAGCGCGAGCUGGCGGCCGAUUUGGUGCUGCCCGAGGCCCGCGCCUACGUGGCGACCCUGCGGCCCAGCAGCUAUGUGGCCUUGAGCACUCACACGCCUGCACCUGGCUUCCUGGAAGAUGAGUCACGCACAAUGUGCUACCUGGACGAGGAGGAGGACGUGUGGCGCACGCUGGCCGCGCUGCCCCUGGAAGCCAGCACAAUGCUGGCAGGAGUGGCCACGCUGGGCAACAAACUCUACAUUGUGGGUGGCGUGCGUGGCCCCAGCAAGGAGGUGGUGGAGCUGGGCUUCUGCUACGACCCCGACGGAGGCACGUGGCGCAAGUUCCCCAGCCCACACCAGCCACGCUAUGACACGGCACUGGUGGGCUUCGACGGCCGCCUCUACGCCAUCGGAGGCGAGUUCCAGAGGAUGACCAUAAGCUCGGUGGAAUGCUACGACCCGGCCACUGGCUGCUGGAGCUUCAUGGCUGACCUGCCACAGCCGGCCACAGGGGUGCCCUGCGCCCAAGCGCGUGGCCGCCUCUUCGUGUGCCUGUGGCGGCCGGCAGACAUCACCGCAGUUGUGGAGUAUGCGGCGCGGACUGACGCGUGGCUGCCAGUGGCCGAGUUGCGGCAUCCGCAGAGCUACGGCCACUUCAUGGUGGCCCAUCGUGACAGUCUCUACGUGGUGCGCAAUGGACCUUCCGACGACUUCCUGCACUGCGCCAUCGACUGCCUCAACUUGACCACGGGCCAGUGGACGGAGCUACCUGGCCAGUUUGUCAACAGCAAGGGAGCACUUUUCACUGCGGUAGUGCGCGGCGACACCGUCUAUACUGUCAACCGCGUGGUCACGCUGUUGUACGCCAUCGAGGGUGGCACCUGGCGGUUGCUCAGCGAAAAGAUAGGCUUUCCCCGGCCCGGCUCUUUGCAGACCUUUCUCCUGAGGCUGCCCCCUGGCGCUCCGGGGCCUGUGGCCACGGCGUUGCCAGAACUGUGA
Marmota flaviventris (yellow-bellied marmot) is the source of this 1377-nucleotide messenger RNA. It is a transcript of the gene Kbtbd13, whose product is annotated as kelch repeat and BTB domain containing 13. Lineage: Eukaryota; Metazoa; Chordata; Mammalia; Rodentia; Sciuridae. Gene Ontology annotation, molecular function: protein binding. Gene Ontology annotation, biological process: regulation of the force of skeletal muscle contraction; relaxation of skeletal muscle. The record is from RefSeq and is a predicted model, not a curated record.